UGAUUGGCGGCGUCUCGAUCAGCCCAAGCAAGGUAAAGAGUCCAAGGUUAAAUAAUGGUCCGUCCAAGGGUUCGUCUGUAACACUCCUCUCAGUCUGCCUAAACAUCGGGCCGGAGAAAGAGAGGGCGGGGGCGUUGCGGCGAAGGAGAUUCACAACAGAGGUCGAUCAGCCAGUCUGCAAGUCCUUGAGCCACUGACACAAGAUGGGCGGGGACAAGUACGUGUGCACCCUGAGUCCUGAGCUCCUCCAGCGGGCCAAGGAUGAGAUCAACGAGGACCCGGAUCGUCGCGAGGCGGACAUCGAGCACAUCAGGGACUGGCUCAGGCACCAGCCGCACAUCAACGCCAGGAUGGACGACUGGACCAUCCUGAGGUUCCUGCGGGGCUGCAAGUUCUCCCUGGAGCGCACCAAGGAGAAGCUGGACAUGUUCUACACCUGCAAGUCGCUGUGCCCCGAGUGGUACAAGAACAGGGACCCGCAGGACAAGAAGCUGCGAUCCAUCCUCGAGCUCGGGCUGGUGCUGCCGCUGACGGGCCGCUCCUCGCGAGAGCCUCUGGUGGUGAUUGUGCGACCCGCCCUGAGGAACCCCGCCACCACCGACAUAAACGACGUGACAAAGGCCAUGCUGUUGGUGAUGGACCUCUUGCUGGAGGAGGACGAGACGGUGGUAAUCAGAGGGUUGGAGGUGGUGCUGGACUCUAGCGCGAUGACGUGGCAGCACGCCGCCCAGAUGAACCCGUCAGUGAUCAAGAAGGCCGCCGUUAUCAUGCAGGACGGAUACCCAAUGCGGCCCAAGGGACUCAACUACAUCAACACCCCCGAGGCCUUCAACACCGUCUUCAACAUCUUCAAGUCGUUCAUGAAGGAGAAGAUGAAGCGAAGGGUGCACAUUCACGGUAGCGACAUGGAGAGUCUCUACAAGGAGGUGCCAAGAGAUAUCCUGCCUGUUGAGUAUGGAGGCACCAACGGGACUGUGGAAGAGAUAAAGAACUACUGGUUGCAGCGCUUGGAUGCCCGCCGGGACUGGCUGCUUGAAGACGAGAAGUUCUGCGUGGACGAGUCGAAGCGCCCCGGCAAGGCCAAGACCUCCGCUGACCUCUUUGGCAUUGAGGGCUCCUUCAGGAAACUCAACGUGGACUAAAGUCAGAUGAUGCUUGGGGUGGGGCGGUGAUGGUUGUGGUGGCAUGUGGUGAUAAUACUGGUGGUUAAUUAAAGAUGAUGUAUUGUGUAAUUGUCUGUGUGCUUGUGUGUGAGUGCGUGUACGUGUACGUGUGUGUGUGUGUGUGUGUGUGUGUGUGUGUGUGUGUGUGUGUGUGUGUGUGUGUGUGUGUGUAUUA
Eriocheir sinensis (Chinese mitten crab) is the source of this 1338-nucleotide messenger RNA. RefSeq names its product retinol-binding protein pinta-like. The record is from RefSeq and is a predicted model, not a curated record. Bases 204 to 1142 code for a protein of 312 amino acids. The transcript is spliced from 7 exons. NCBI's taxonomy places the organism in Eukaryota, Metazoa, Arthropoda, Malacostraca, Decapoda, Varunidae. Gene Ontology annotation, molecular function: phosphatidylinositol bisphosphate binding. Gene Ontology annotation, cellular component: membrane.